Molecule: messenger RNA, 2748 nt
Organism: Fusarium mangiferae
Lineage: Eukaryota; Fungi; Ascomycota; Sordariomycetes; Hypocreales; Nectriaceae
Exons: 5
Coding region: 1-2748 (915 amino acids)
Biological process (GO): regulation of transcription by RNA polymerase II; DNA-templated transcription
Cellular component (GO): chromatin
Molecular function (GO): zinc ion binding; RNA polymerase II cis-regulatory region sequence-specific DNA binding; DNA-binding transcription factor activity, RNA polymerase II-specific
Source: RefSeq, a predicted model, not a curated record
AUGCUUGCCAUCCAGUCUAUGGAGGGCCCUCCUCGUCCACUUCCUGGUCCUCCUCCUCCUCUCGUUGGGCCAGAGCCUACUGAAGUUCGCCAACCAAAGCCCAAGACUCUACCCUGCAAGUACUGUAGCAAGCGGUUCAGACGUGUCGAACAUGUUCAACGACAUGAGCGCACCCAUACCAAGGAGAAGCCAUUCUCAUGUGGUUGGGAUCGCUGCGGAAAGACAUUCGGACGAAGAGACCUCCUUGUUAGACACGAGAAGCUCGUGCAUUUAAAUGAAGGUAGCAAGGACAACAAUCGACCUAGGAAGUUGUCGUCCAAUACAUCCUCAGCUUCACAUAAGAGUUCCAUCUCUGAGGGUCAGAUGAGCAAUGAGGCUCUCGGACAGCAACAUCUAAAUGUAUCGCGACCUCCGCCACCACAACAACCACUCCCGCAGCCACAACAGUUCCACCAUGGCCUUCCACCAAAUGCUCAACAAGGCCCUCAGGAUCCCCGGACUCAGCCCCGAACUGCGGCUUGCAAUCUUGACCUGCUCUCUGAUGCAGCCCUCGCGAGCUCAGUGACACCUGUCCAGAGAAAUGUUAAUGCAGCGCCUCUUCCACCACAUUCACCAGAUUCCCGAAGAAAGAGUAGCUAUGGAGAGUCCAUCGUCGCAUACACCACGGAGCGACCCCGGGAAGAUCAGCCUCUGGGAUCCGGAUACGUGCCUCAACAGCUCCCUACUGGCUCUUAUGAUGAUUAUAACCCUUUCCUUGACGAGCUGACCUCUUCGUCACAUUUCUUACCUCCAAAUUUUGAAAUCGAACAGCAGAUGAUGUAUUCUCGGAGCCAAGGAGGACCUUCGGGGAGAAGAUCAUCAAAAUCGUCCUUUGUGCCAGGCCGCUUCCCUCCGAUGCAAACUGAGGCACGAGAUCCUGCAGACCCUGGCGCUCGGGGUAUCGACGAAGCAGCACGACAGUCAGCCCUUCGUAUCUCAGUAUCCGACCACACUGUGAUUAAGAACAGACUGGAUGAGUUCUCGGCUGUUCUACCCAAUGACUUUGUGUUCCCGUCCAGGCACACAUCGACCAGAUUCUUGGAAGGAUAUAUCAGCGGACUCCACGAGCAUCUGCCCUUCCUUCAUCUUCCAACAUUUUCACCUGCCGAGGCCGCUCCCGAGUUGUUGCUUGCUAUCCUUGCCGUGGGGGCCCAAUAUCGCUUUGAGAAGAACAGAGGCUAUGCCCUUUGGUAUGCUGCCAAGGCUGUCGCGAUGGAGCAGAUUCGAAGAAGGCGCAUCUCGGAGGUUCACGCUUUAUUACCGACUGCUUCCGCUUACAGUCCUCAUUCCACGAGGCCCUCGCCAAGUGCCACAUACCGCCACUCGUUUGCAUCUGCACAGUCGGAGCGACCUACAACACAGGAUACUCACCGAGAGCCAUACUCUCCAAAUACUCCCCAGGCUCGGAUUGAGACCAUCCAAGCAGUUCUACUUCUAUUCGCUGUCGGUCUUUGGGGCGUGCCGACCAUCCUUCAUGAAGCGCUGUCACUGCAGAGCAAUUUGGCAAUUCUCAUUCGAGAAGAAGGCCUUGUAGCAGAAAUCAACCAGAGUGCUGUUAACGACUGGGAAACCUGGAUUCGACUGGAAACAGCCACAAGGACGAAGCUCGUUGCUUAUUGCUUUUUUAAUCUUUGCAGCAUUGCCUAUAACAUGCCCCCAUUGUUAUUGACAUCCGAGUUGAACCUCUUGCUCCCUCAAAGAGGUAAACUUUGGAGGGCUGAGACAGCUUGGCAAUGGCAGGAAAUGCGACAGUCGACGCCAAUGAUGGAGCUCACCCUGCAUGACGCCUUCUCACGACUUUUUGGCAGAACAAACCAGGGACUUCCCCAACAUCUGUCGUCACUGGGAAGCUAUGUUCUCAUCCACGCCCUCAUCCAGCAUAUCUAUCUUCUGAAGCAGACAUCUUUCGCAACUGGUCUGCCAUACAACAUCCACCGAACCAUGAAACCCGAAGAUGUCGAGGAGGUUACGCAAGCGCUGCGUGUAUGGCAGACGAGUUUCGAAGAUCAGCAUCAGCUGAGGGCAGCGGAAGCCGGACAUUACAACGCAUUGGACUCGAAUGUGGGAGGAACCUUGGAUUACACGGCUACAGCGCUACUGCGACAAGCCUACAUCCGACUCUAUACCGAUGUCACGCCGUCAACCGCGCUCGAGACCCGGGAUCCGCUUUUGGUGGCGUCGGCGCUGAGCAGGACCCCCUUGCUAGUACGGAGUCUAAGACUGCACCGGGCAGUGUUCCAAGCAUUCCACGCCCUGUCGAUGCUGGUUAAGGCUGGCGUCAACUACGUAGCCAGAACCAAGUCGGCCGAAUGGAGCAUUCAGCAUUCGCUGUGCAAUUUUGAAUGUGCUAUUUUGGUAUCCAAGUGGCUACUCACGAUUGCGGCUAUUGGGCCGCACGACGCUCCCGCUUCACCCGAGGAGAAAAACCUACUGGAUAUGGUUGGACGGAUGCUUGAUGAGACUGAAUUUGCGGUCCCGCCAAUCGACCCAUCUCUUUCGGGGCAGAACGAGGUGCCAUCAAGCGACAGUGCCAAGUUGCGACAACUGGCUGUUGCAGUUGUGCGACUCUGGGCAGAGACUUUCAAAGGAACACAUAUCUUUGAGAUUGUCAAGGUUAUGGGCCAGAGUCUCGAUGCAUACGCUGAUCUGAUCGAGAAGCCGAGAGACAGAAGUCCACCGGUCCGGUUGCUGGAGCCAAACAUCAACUGA